AUGGGAUUAGUCACUGUAGGGUUUAUGAUGGGCCAUCCUUUUUCCAUAACGUGUAUCCUUGCUGGGCUGGCAAGAUGUGUUGAGUCCCGAGGAUUGUACAUCCUCAUGUCACCCAGGGGAAGUGACAACCGUGCAGACAAGAUCUAUCCCCACAUGACUCUGAGCAACCCUGUGGAAAAAGUGGCCUAUCUUAUAAUAUUCCAUAUUCUCUUUGUGCUCUUUGUGUGGACAUAUUGGAAGUCUAUUUUUACUCUCCCACUGCAGCCAGGCAAGAAGUACCACAUGUCCUAUGCUGACAAGGAACGCUACGAAAAUGAAGAAAGGCCAGAGGUGCAGAGGCAAAUUCUGGUGGAAAUGGCUCGGAAGCUGCCGGUGUACACACGGACCGGGAACGGAGGUAUCCGGUUCUGUGAUCGAUGCCAGCUGAUCAAGCCUGAUCGCUGCCACCACUGCUCCGUUUGUGCCAGAUGUGUGCUAAAGAUGGAUCAUCACUGUCCGUGGGUGAAUAACUGCAUUGGAUUUUCUAACUACAAAUUCUUUCUACUGUUCUUAGCCUAUUCUUUGUUGUAUUGCUUGUAUAUUGCUGCAACAGUCUUCAAGUAUUUCAUUAAGUAUUGGACAGGUGAACUGACUAACGGACGUUCUAAAUUCCAUGUCCUUUUCCUUCUCUUUGUGGCAGUCAUGUUCUUUGUAAGCCUUAUGUUUCUGUUUGGCUACCACUGCUGGCUCGUCAGUAGAAACAGAUCAACUUUAGAGGCUUUCGCAACUCCAGUAUUCCAAAAUGGACCAGAUAAAAAUGGAUUCAAUCUUGGCUUUGUAAAGAAUCUUCAGCAAGUGUUUGGAGAGGAAAAAAGGCUGUGGUUACUACCUGUUGCCUCUAGCCAGGGCGAUGGACAUUUCUUCCCACUGAGAGCUUUGUCUGAAGCUCAGAACCCUCUCCUAGCCAAUGAAGAGCAGUGGGAAGAUGAUGGAAUAGAUGAAGAGCCUCAUGAUUCUGGUGAAGCUUCAUCCCUUGCCAUAGAAAGGGAGACAUAG
Molecule: messenger RNA, 1035 nt
Organism: Chaetura pelagica (chimney swift)
Lineage: Eukaryota; Metazoa; Chordata; Aves; Apodiformes; Apodidae
Gene: ZDHHC15
Product: zinc finger, DHHC-type containing 15
Exons: 11
Coding region: 1-1035 (344 amino acids)
Biological process (GO): synaptic vesicle maturation; peptidyl-L-cysteine S-palmitoylation; protein targeting to membrane
Cellular component (GO): Golgi apparatus; endoplasmic reticulum
Molecular function (GO): protein-cysteine S-palmitoyltransferase activity
Source: RefSeq, a predicted model, not a curated record